This is a messenger RNA of Petromyzon marinus (sea lamprey), 2207 nucleotides long. Lineage: Eukaryota; Metazoa; Chordata; Hyperoartia; Petromyzontiformes; Petromyzontidae. The record is from RefSeq and is a predicted model, not a curated record.
UUUGUGUGUUGCCGUCGCCAUGGCGACUGCCUGCUCGCCGCGGCCUCGACCCGCGGCGAAGUUCCGCUUUGUUGAAGCCUUUAAAAUGAACUCUAUUUCGUUAACGAACUUAGUGAGCGGCUCAUAACCUCACUCGCUGCGAUUCAUACCUCGCUUACUAAUUUCUAGUCCUGAUACCUUCCGAAGAAGAAUGGGCAGCGGUGAAGGUCGCGACCUUGGUGCGGAACUUGAGCGGCGGUUGCAGGUGAUGAAUCUUCUGGAUCAUCGUGAUAAGGAUAUAGCUCUAAUUACAAAAGGGCAACUUGAAGGCAAACAAUCGCAUUUGGAGAUGGAACAUGUGCAAGAAGAGGGAUUUUGGCAGUAUAUGAAUCUGCUUUAUUGGAAACCUACGCAGGAACUGUUCGAUGGAGACAGUGGAGUUCUCGACUUGAACUCAGUUAAGAAAAACAUUUCACAUGUUUUAAAUGCUGGAGGUUCAUUCACCAUUUUUGAAAAAUCUACAAAAUGUAAGGAGUCCGAAACAUGCAUUGAUCGAUAUCGGAGCCCAAGUGUGAGAAACGUAGCGAAUGACAGGGAAGAGGAAGCAAGUGUGUUGACUGCCAACAUUAUAGACAAGAUUGCCAAAGUGAAACUUAAAGAACCGGUGUUUAUCACUGAGGUACAGUUGGAACCCAAAGAGGCUGCCAUCACGGUGGAAGAUGGCACUUCAAAUGUUAAAGUCCAGCUCAAUUGUCUUAAAAAUCCUGUAAGGAAAUUGCCGCCAAUACCACGCCACAGAGAGAAUGUGGCAUCUACCACACCACUAACCCCGCCUAUACCCCAAUCUCUAAGUUCACCAAGGCCACAAGUCGCUCAUUCACUUCCUACAUUCAUAAAUCAGUUCAGCGACACUGAGUGGUUCCAAAGAUGUUUCAACUCCAUUGACCUGAUGAACUUGCCAACGGCACAAACUCCAGGUGGCUUUCUUGCACUGCUGUUGCAACUGCUCGUAACUGCAGACUAUAGCAGUAAGACGGAUCUGGUAAAUGCUAUCCAGAAACUAUAUUUCCAAGAAAAACAAGGCUCUCUGACUGAAAUAUGUAACAGAUUGUAUGCUGUUCUCAAUGCGGAAAUACCACCCAACUGCAAGGUGGAUGAGCAACGUGCAUUCAUCCAGACAACAUUACAAACACUACUCACUUUUGGGUUUCGGAGUAAAGAACUUUUGACUGAGUUUAUGGUGCAGUUUCUUCAAGCUGAUGAUAAUUUCAGGAAGGUGGUGUGGACUAUGCUGAAUCAAGCAGGGCUACGUGACCCACAUGCCUACUUUGCCAAGGAGAUGAUAUCCUGGAAUCUUUGGUCCAGAGAUGACUUUACCAAACAGGAUUUACAAAGGAUCUGCAUGGCAUGGGUAGACCGAUGUAUUAUGCAUUUUCAGGGAACAAGGCUGCCUAAUACACCGGUUGUUCUGGGAACAUCGCAAGAGUUCUAUGUUUCAAUGGAGACAGUAAACCUCUACUGCGCUGCCCAGCUGGAGAAAGAGCUGCUGUUUGCAUCAGAUGUGACCCCUUGCUUGGCUUAUGCACAGAUUAUGAAAAACACUGUUUUGGUUCUGCCAAAAAUUAAAAGUUCUCGGGCUCUGGUUCGGUUAGGGGAGACUCAAGUCAGGAGCAGACAAUGCCACUCUGAAGCACACCUCCCAUCCUUGGCCCACAAGAAGCAGCUGAAGGAUUGUCUUCCAUUUAUUGGCCUCCCAAUUUGUAGAUAUAACCUGCAACCAUUUUCUUCAACUGCCAGCAUCUCUGAACACCAACAGGUCACACUCAGAAAUUCUCGCAAAUAUUUCAUCAUCAACCACUCUUACGUGUAGCACAACAAAGGACACAUUCGAUAUAACACAUCUUACAAUACAUCGUGAAAUAUGUUACAAUACAUUUAAUAUGUAAAGUGUGUACACUUGCAUUGUUGCAAAUAAGGUCGGUUUCUGAUUUUAAUAUUCAGCAAAUAGUUAUGAGAUAACACAUACAUCUAAAUGCCUUCUGGCUAUAUUCACAUUUGACACAUUUUUGACAUAGCACUGGUAACUGCAUAUAUGCAGAUACGAGAUUUGAGGCUUUCGUGACUGCAGGAAUUACUCUGGUUCUUUCUGUAAAGUCACGUAGAAAGAAAGUAAAUAAAAUAAUAGAAUACGGCGUUUCGAUUGCAACAGAAGCAACCAUCUUCAGGUA